Messenger RNA from Odobenus rosmarus divergens (Pacific walrus), 865 nucleotides. RefSeq names its product myeloid cell nuclear differentiation antigen-like. Gene Ontology annotation, molecular function: double-stranded DNA binding. Lineage: Eukaryota; Metazoa; Chordata; Mammalia; Carnivora; Odobenidae. Gene Ontology annotation, biological process: cellular response to interferon-beta; activation of innate immune response. The record is from RefSeq and is a predicted model, not a curated record. The annotation marks the transcript as partial. The transcript is spliced from 5 exons.
GAGUGUCAUUUACGGGAAUAUAGGUUUCUAAUGACCCACAUGGCACAGCGCGGUUUCAGAAAACCACCACCAGUGAAGUUUUCAGUGACUCUAAGCAGUGCCAUCUGUGUUUGUUAUCUUUCAAAAUACUUCUUUUUCCUCUGCCCUUCAGGAGAUUAUCACAGCCUGCAGUUCAGUCUCUGAGAGCUUUGUUGAUUUAUCUUCCUCCUCAAGCAAAAUAAGCAGUGAUUCCUGCAUUUCUGAAGAAGACCUCAGGAUCCGGACUCGUGGAGAUUUUCAGCAAGGCUCAGCCACACCUGGAGAGAUGAGUGAGUACAAGAGAAUUAUUCUGCUGAAAGGAUUACAGUCCAUAGAUGACUACCAGUUUAGCAUGGUUAAGUGCCUACUGGCCCAUGAUUUGGAACUGACUGCAAAAAUGCAAGAAGAAUAUAACAAGGUCAAGAUUGCUGACCUAAUGGAAAAGAAGUUCCGGGGGCCUCUCUGUGUGGACAAGCUAAUAGAUCUGUUCAAGGACAUGGAAGGACUUGGAGACAUUGUUAAAAUUCUUAAAAAUGAGAAGAAAAAAGUUAUGAGGCAAUGCAGAGUAAAAGGAAAAAUGCCCAUGAAGAAAAGAAAGCAGGAUGCAUCCAGUACUGACGAAUCCACAUCUACCAUGAACGAAGCUUUGGUAUCGGUCCAUGACAUACCCAUGUCCAAGAAAAAGAAAAUCAAAACCAAACAAAAUGAUGGAUCCAAGAGGACUCAGCCAACCCAGGCACAAAGUCACCUUCCAGGACCAUCUGUAACCAGUACACAGUCAACUCGGAGCUACCCUCAGACUCCUCAGAUGCCUCCACCAACCCCAGCCAGCAGUUCUUCAACCAAG